Messenger RNA from Pungitius pungitius (ninespine stickleback), 1348 nucleotides. RefSeq names its product CD27 antigen-like. The record is from RefSeq and is a predicted model, not a curated record. Gene Ontology annotation, molecular function: protein binding; signaling receptor activity. Gene Ontology annotation, biological process: regulation of cell population proliferation. The transcript has 5 exons. Bases 1 to 705 code for a protein of 234 amino acids. NCBI's taxonomy places the organism in Eukaryota, Metazoa, Chordata, Actinopteri, Perciformes, Gasterosteidae.
AUGGUUCCUCGGAGCCUCUGCCUGGCGCUAACGUGUGUACUGAGUGUCUGCACUACAGCUGCAGCCUGUGGAAACGGACAGAGGGUGGUAGAUGGCCAAUGCUGUGACCUGUGUCCCCCAGGUACGUUCAUGAAAGGUUUGUGCUCAGAGCAGAAAGGUUGUGGCCCCUGUGAGGAGGGCUUCUUCUCGGACAAGUAUCACUUGUUUGGCUAUUGUGAGAAAUGUCGGUCUUGUCCCCAAGAGGUUUCGGUGAAAUGUACAGCGACCACAGAUACGAAAUGUUCGUGCCGCUCUGGUUUCUUGUGCUCGGACAAUCUCUGUUCAACGUGUGAAAACAACACAUGUGUCGUGGGGGAGAAGCUGAACUGGACAAACAAGACCUUGACCGACGGGUUGAUAAAGUAUUCAUAUACGUGUGAGCCUCAGCGUGAUGUUUUACCAGAGACGCAGAGAGAAGGACCGGACUCCAAUCAUCUAACCCUCAGCAUCGUCAUAGUUUUGCUUUCUCUCACCCUCUUUGUGUCUGUGUUUUACGGCUGUAUGAUGAACCGGGGGAAGCACAGAGAAUAUAACAAUCCUGUGGAAAUUGUUGCAGUCCCCAACAAUGCCAGUAACUUUCACCUGUCAAAGGAGGAGAGUGGGCUUGAGCUCAUCAUGCAAGAGGAAUCCAAGAACAGCAACAGUUUGAGCCUUCAGCGUCUGUAAAAAGUCACCACUUGUUGUAACAAAGUGUAAAAUGAGAUGAUGAGUCUGUGUACUAAUGAUGUCGGUGCAAUGGUACAGAGAAAACGAUUAAGGACAGAGAUGCAAAAUUAAAAGUCCCAGGGUUGUUAAAUACCAUCAUUUGUCUGACAUAUGAAGGUUUAAUUAGGAAAGUUUGAAACCAGUCCUACAUUCAGAGGUUUGGAUGAGAGCAGUUCUUUUUUCUUAUUUGAUUCAAUAAUGGCUUAUAUUUACACAUUUUGGACACAUUAAACUCAAAAAGUAACUGACAUAUUUUAUAUAUUUUAAUGGAUAUAGUGUAUAGUAUGUAUAUAGGGUAUCUUAUACUGUUGAUUGUGUCAAGCCCAUCUGUUGCUUUUCUUCUAACCCCUUUAAAAUGAUGGAAUGUGUCCGCCUGUUGUGUGUUUGUUUUGUUAUUCAUGUAUACGUUAACGUAGGGUAAAUGAUAAACGGCGAAUAAUAUAUUUAAUAUAAUAGUUUUCAGGGAAUUUUUCUUUUUUUUGAGUAAAAAGUAUGGAAGUAAAUCUGUGCCAUCGGUGGUUGAAAUAAAAAGUUGAUUGAAUUUCUAGCACUGAAUAUUUAUGCAUUGAAAUUAUGUACCUGAAUGUUUUUCAACAUUAAAACA